Messenger RNA from Manihot esculenta (cassava), 1152 nucleotides. RefSeq names its product U6 snRNA phosphodiesterase. NCBI's taxonomy places the organism in Eukaryota, Viridiplantae, Streptophyta, Magnoliopsida, Malpighiales, Euphorbiaceae. Gene Ontology annotation, biological process: U6 snRNA 3'-end processing. Bases 104 to 973 code for a protein of 289 amino acids. Gene Ontology annotation, cellular component: nucleus. The transcript has 6 exons. Gene Ontology annotation, molecular function: 3'-5'-RNA exonuclease activity. The record is from RefSeq and is a predicted model, not a curated record.
AUGGUGGGCUUCCGCCUCGUACUACGUGGGCUACGCCUCAAAUCGACGGCGACUCACUCCUCGUCUUCCCUCUCAACUCAAGCGACCAAGCGAGAGAGAGAUAAUGGAAGCUCUAUUAGCCUCAUAUGGAGACGCAUCAUCGGACUCGGACUCUGACACUGCUCUUUCCACAAAAGCAGUCACCGAAUCUGCUUCAAUUCCAAAUACGCGACCGGAUGUCGUAGUUUUGCCACCUCCUCCUGUAUCACUUCUCACCCCUCCUAAUUCUACCGGUCUCAUAGAUUACUUGCAAGCUGGCCAGCCAAAUCGAGCGAGGAGCUUUCCCCAUGUUGAGGGCAACUAUGCUUUGCACGUUUACAUCCCAGUUUAUAUACCGCCUACCUCAAAGAAAGAAGUGGUCCUCUUUUUGAAGAGGGUAUCAUCUGUUGUGCCCUGUCUUCAUGUUGUGGAUGCUGACGUUCCACUUGACAUCUUAUGCAAAGAUGAUCACAAGCUUGAAAAAGUUGCAGUAGGUAGAGAAUUCCACAUUAGCUUGGGAAGAACUGUCCCCAUUCGAGUUCAUCAGAUUGAUUCUGUGAUUGCAAUGCUUCGCCAGAGGCUUCAGUUUCAGAAACGAUAUUGGAUUGAUUUUAAUAAGUGGGAGGUUUUUAUCAAUGAUGAUAAAACUCGAACUUUCCUUUCAAUGGAAGUUGUUACGGGAGGAUUAGCUGAGAUUGCAAGGCAAAUUGAAUAUGUUAAUGAGGUCUACAAACUCCACAAUCUUCCUGAAUUUUACAAGGAUCCACGCCCUCAUAUAUCCUUGGCUUGGGCAUUGGGGGACAUCAAUGAUUCAUUAAAGAGAGCAGUUGAAGAAGAAACAGAUAGGUGCAUUGGGGCUUCUGUACAGAAACGUAUUUUUACCUGUAAAUUCAGUGGCAUUGAGUGUAAGAUUGGUAAUAAAACAUACAGAAUUUGUAAAUUUCAUGAUGAAUAAUAAAACCUCUAAAACAUUCAGAUAUGAGUUGAGUCCCCAUACUCAGUUGUAGAAUAUAUAUUUGUUCGAUAAUUUUCUAAUUUGAGUUCUUUUUAAGUGUGUAUCAAGAUUCAGACAUCAGUUGUUUGUCUUUAGUUCCUCGGGAUGGGUGAUCAAUGAAGAAAUCAUUUGUCAAGUAA